UGUCCUGGGCUGCUGCUUUUCCCUGCUGGGCUGAUCUUUUCACCCACAGAUACUCAUGUAUCCUUGCGGACAGCAUCCUCCCUGCAGCAGCGAUGUCCCUGCAUCAGCGGGAACAAUCCCCCAUGUGGGACCGAAAUCAUCAGAGGUGCCAUUUGGCUGGAUGUGUGCUGGAGCUGUGAUGGCUCUGGGGGAGAGCCUGGAAAUCAGGCAGAAACUCUGUCCUGCCCAAAUGUGCUGUGCUGUAAGGAGAGAAGGCAGCUCCCUUAUGGCUGCUAAAGCAAAAGCAUCGCAGGCUGGGAGCUGCGGGGGGAGAAGGGCAGCUCAGGCCCUGUGAGUGAGCCCGAUGACAUCGAGUUUCCUCGGCAGUGCCCUCCGGGGCACCUUCUUCCUCGUUUUUGGUCUCUGGUGGUCUGUGCGAUACCCCCUGAAGUAUCUCAGACGGAAAGUGAAUGCCGAGAACCAGCCAAGCUAUGGAGUCCAGCGCGCAGAAGUCUUUGAAGGGGCAGUCAAAGCUUUCUUUGCUCUGGCAGGGAUACUGGUGGAGCAGUUUGUUCCCUCUGGUCCCCACAUGACGCUGUACAGCCCCAAGACACACAGCUGGACAGACCUCACCCACUGGCACUACACCACCAUGUACCUCUUCUUCCUCCUCUCUGGCAUCGUGGAUGUCGUCUUGCACUCACCACUGAAGCUGCCGCUUGGCUUGGAUCGGCUCUUGCUGUCUGUGGCUCUCUUCAUGGAAGGCUUGCUCUUCUGUUUCCGUGACUACAGCGAUGCUGCGCUGGACCAGCACCUCCACUCCCUGCUGGCCAUGGCUAUCUUUGCUGGAGCCCUCUGUGCCCUCCUGGAGGUGUUCCUCCGAGACCACAUCAUCCUGGAGUCCCUCAGGACCAGCACCUUCCUUCUGCAGGGCUCCUGGCUCUGGCAGAUUGGGUUUGUGCUGACCCCACCAUGGGGAGGACCAGGCUGGGAUCAGACCGACCGCAGCAAUGUCACAUUCCUCACCAUGUGCUUCUGCUGGCACUACGCGGGUGCCCUCGCCGUCCUGGCAGCCAACGCAGCCACGUCUCGCUGCUGCAACGAGUCCUGCCAGCUGAAAUUUGGGGACAUCGACGUGGAGCUGGACUGCGGCAUGUGCAUCCGCAAAAGCAAGGGCUCCAGCGGCGCCCUGCUGCCGGAGAGCGGCUUGGAUGACAAGUGAGGCUGAGUCGGGUGUUUCCCUUGUGGAAACUCCUUCCUGCUGGUCUAAAGCUACUGAAAUGGGAAUUUGAGUUUUGCCUUGUUGACCUGCACCGACGCUUGAUGGGGGAGCACCAGAAGCGGGAGGCAGGGCCCCAAAGGCAGAGUGCGGCAGCAGGCACGGAGCUGCUCCUGCACGCUGCCGGCAUCCCGCUGGCAGCAGUACACCCAAACCAGGCUCCUCGGGGAGGGUGUACCUAAUUUUCUCAGGCUGCGAUCUGCAGGGAUGGUUUGCUGGUGGAAUCUGCCUGGUGUGGCUGAUUUGGCUCUUAUUGAACCUGGCCCUCGCUGCUGGAGGCAAACUGCCUUGUGAGUCCGUUCCAGCAUCUGUCGCUUGCUCUGGUGCUAACGGAAGGGUUUUUGUACAAAGCUUAAUGUGCACAGCGUAUAUGUGACCACCAAUAAAGUACUUUAACAAACAGUGA
Molecule: messenger RNA, 1664 nt
Organism: Cygnus olor (mute swan)
Lineage: Eukaryota; Metazoa; Chordata; Aves; Anseriformes; Anatidae
Product: transmembrane protein 45B-like
Exons: 6
Coding region: 344-1201 (285 amino acids)
Source: RefSeq, a predicted model, not a curated record